GCUGGGAUUUCUCUGGGAAAGCCCAGCGGUGGUAGCUGCGGCGGAUCUCCCAGCACUGUCCGCGGCGCGCCCGCCCAGCCCUGGGCUGGCGAGCAGCUCCGCGAAGUCGCGGAGCGAAGAAGGCGGAGCGCCCGCAAAGUGGUCUGGGCUCAGCGCCGGGGCUGGACUGGGCGCGGUGUGUGCCCUGGGAGCCUGGAUCCCGGAGCCCUUGUGCCUCUCGUGGAGCGGCCGGUGCACCUGGAGGCGAGCUGACGCUGGGAAAGGAGAAGUCAAAUUGCAGCCUUCCCAAAGACGCUAAGUUACGCAGGCCAGCCAGUUCCCGGAGAGCAUUCGCGAGAGAGCAGAAAGCCGAGCCGCAGAGCCCUCCCGGGCCAGCCGGCCGGGGGCAGAGCACCAGCCCCUGUGCACGGGGUCCCUGUCCGAAGUGCGCCCCAGUACAGAGGCGGGGCGUGCAGGGCUCCAUCGGGCCGCCAGCAGCCCGCGCCCGACUUGGGCGCCCCCUCCGUCCCAUUCUGGGAGCGAUGCCCCCCGCCCCUUGUGUCCCCCGGGAACGCCUCGAGCAUGGAGAAGUCGAGUAGUGAGGAUUCUUCGAUCCACCGGAGUCCAUCUUUGGACAGCAAGGACUCGGACUUUGCCAAACCGUCUACCUCGGGCCGCCCGUUCGGCCGCGGAUUCACAGCCGGCGCCUUCUACGGCACCGCGGGCUCCCGGGGCCAGAGCCGCGCUGAGGCUGGCGUUAAGACCGACAAAUACAAUGCCCCUAAAGGCAGCAAGUACGUGGUGUUUUACCUGGACCUGUCCUUUGUUUUCCUCCUAGAAUUUAAAAAGUGCAACAUGGCCAGGGGCUGCCUCUGCUGCUUGAAGUACAUGAUGUUCCUCUUCAAUUUGAUAUUCUGGCUCUGUGGCUGUGGGCUGCUCGGAGUGGGCAUUUGGCUGUCCGUGUCCCAAGGCAACUUUGCCACCUUCUCUCCCAGCUUCCCUUCGCUAUCAGCAGCCAACCUAGUCAUCGCCAUAGGCACCAUUGUCAUGGUGACGGGCUUCCUCGGCUGCCUGGGGGCCAUCAAGGAAAACAAGUGCCUCCUCCUCAGUUUUUUCAUCGUCCUGUUGAUCAUCCUCCUAGCAGAGCUGAUCUUACUUAUCCUCUUCUUUGUCUACAUGGACAAGGUGAACGAGAACGCCAAGAAGGACCUGAAAGAAGGCCUGCUGCUGUACAACACGGAGAACAAUGUGGGGCUGAAGAAUGCCUGGAACAUCAUCCAGGCUGAGAUGCACUGCUGUGGCGUCACUGAUUACACAGACUGGUACCCGGUGCUGGGUGAGAACACGGUCCCCGACCGCUGCUGCAUGGAGAACUCCCAGGGCUGCGGGCGCAACAGCACCACCCCAUUGUGGAGAACGGGCUGCUAUGAAAAGGUAAAGAUGUGGUUUGAUGACAACAAGCACGUGCUCGGCACAGUGGGGAUGUGCAUCCUUAUUAUGCAGAUUCUGGGCAUGGCCUUCUCCAUGACCCUCUUCCAGCACAUCCACCGGACUGGUAAAAAGUACGAUGCCUGAGCGCCGGCGGGAGCCCCAGCGGGAGCCCCAGCCCCCAUGCGGACACUGUGCCAGGGAAGGAGAUUUGAGCUUUGUGUUGCCUGCCCGCACUCCAGACUGCUGACCCCCUGCCCCCGCCUCCCCCAGCCGCCCUCGCCACCCACCCCGCCCCAGCCUUCUUGGGGUGGAGGGCCAGGGAGGAGGAGGCACAGAGACCUUGGGGUGCUGGGGGUGCCUGGAUUCCUGCAUCUGUGUAUUUGCCAAAGAAGACAGGGUGGGCCAGGGGCCAUGCCCGAGGAGGCCCCAGCACUGACGUGUGUCCACCCGCCCUUCCUCACACUGACGCUGUGCCCGCGUUGGGGGCAGCAGAGGCUCGCUCCCGGUGGAGAGACUGCCCAGCAGAGGCCACCCUGUGGGAAAGGGGCGAGGCUGCCUCCAGCCAAGGUCCCAGGGAGCACCUUGCCCAGGCUUUUUAUACCUUACAGUGUAACUUUUUUAUUUUAUUUUACUCUGAUUACGAUUAUUCAGGAAUAUUAUCUCAGAUAAGUUUAGGGUUAGCUUUCUGAUUUAUAACUUUUUACUGCGUUGAUUUCUGUAACGGUUUGAUUUUUUUUUUCCUUGAGGGUGGGAGAUGGGUGGGAGAGAGGACGUCGUCUGGUUUCAAUCAGGAGAAACCACUGUGCAACACUCAGGAGGUGCUCAGGCGAGAUGCGCCAGCCUGCACUCAGGACACACUGAGAGGAGGGCUGGCCCUGGCCCGGGGCGUCUGUGGCCCAGGAACCCGGAAGAGGGGGUGAAAUGGAGGAGUGGGAGGCAACGUGGAGGAGUGUCCUGCACGGGAGCGAUAUGUUUGCGAAUGCUGGUGCAAGAGGCCAGAGCGGGGCGGGGGUGGGGGGGUGGCUGGUGAAGUGCUUUGCCAGGAACAUGGCUGGAGCAGUCGUGGGUCGUUCCACUUCAUCGAUGAGCAGUUGUUCUUUUUCCUUUCUUUCCUCCUGCCGUCUGCUGGCACAGGAGGCUUCCCCUUCCCCCAUGCGGGCCUUCCCGCCACAGGUUCUGCAGACCCAGUGAUUUCACAGACAUUCCUGCUAGAAGCUCUCAGACACAUACCUCUAGUUCGGCUGCUGCUCACUUUCUCACACUGCUUCUGGAAGGGGAAGCUCUCCUGAGGGUUUGCUGCUUGGACAGUGGCAGAGGACCCCUGACAGUCAGGAGGGGCGGGUGGAAACGGUGCCCACGAUCAUUCCAGCCGGGUUCACGGGGCUGCGGAUUUCCUGCUGGGAGGAAGGGAGAGAGGUCCAUCCAGGUCCAAGGACCCUCAUCUCCUUCCUCGGGGUUCAUUCAUGGUGAGGUGGGUGGUAAUCAUCACAUCCUCUGUGACCCCAAGAAAAAGUACAGAAAAUGAAGGAGGUCAGACUGGAUGCUGUUAAGUAGCGCCAGGACAAAGGCAGCCUGAGGCAGGACCUGGCAGGUGGGCGGGGCAUUGGACUGCAGCGGGGUGUCCCACCUGAACUGAGGCUGGUUUCAGUGAGCAUUUGCAGUUUAGGGAAAAGUCAAGAAUCCGUGGGACGGAGCUUGAAACGCUUCCCCACUAGCGAGGUAGGACCCACCCGGUGCACUUCCCCUGGUGGGGCCCCACAGGUGGCUGCCGUCUCCUCCACCACUUGGCUCCGUACCUAGUUUCCCCACCAGGCCCACAUCUCUCUGGCCUCCACCUGUCUGUUCCAAGAGCUGAGACUUGGCCACCCUGCCAGCAUCAUUAACCAUAAGUGCAGCACAGUCAGGGCCAGGAGUAUUGAACUUUUGGUGAGCUCAGGAUUCACGUUUUUGGAGGGUGGGGAGUAGAGUAGCCUCCGUGAGCUGGGCAGUAAAGCCACCCCCCGAGACAGGAGCACUGGUGCAGAUGUGGGCGUGGGGAGGGUGGGGCCUGGGUGGAGGAUGGACAAGCACACAUUUGAGCAAAACUGUCUUUGGGUCCUCUGGCCCUUCUUCCUGAUAAGAAGCUUCAGCUGCCUCCCCAGGUACCCCAACCUGCCGAGCUCAGAGCAGACGUGCUGCCGGGCCAUUGUGGAGAGACACUCAGCAAACAAGCAUUCAGGUUGCACAGCGGGACCUGGUGCAUAAUGAGUUUAUGCUGGGGGUGGGGGUGGGUCGGGUUUGUUUAUGCCUAUCAAUGCAAUUUUUAAUUUUUGUUAAAAUCAACAGCAAAAGCCUAGCACCGUGGGGGCUGCGUAGUCUCCCUGGCAGUCUCGUUUCUGGGGCUUCAGGGGCAUCCUCUGGCCUUGCAGCCCUUGCCACAAACCCCCUUCCUGCUGCGAGCCCCCCACCUCACUCAUCUGUUCACGCAGCCUUGUCCAGUUUCCAUACUCCCUUCUCACCUCACCCUGUGCUUGGUUGGCAGACUCGGCCAAAUGGUUCCCUCAUUUGACUGAGUCUGCACUGGGCGGAAGGUGCUGUGCGUGGGCCCAGGUGCUCUCCCAAGCCCCUUGUCGGGCCCCCACUGCACAGAAAGCCUCAGUCGUGGCUUCCCUUAUGAAAGUCAGAGUUAGUUUAAUCAGGUCUGCUGCAGGCAGUUUACAGAAGGCUCAGAAGGUCAGGGUCCUGUAGACAACUUCAAGGGAAUGCCUGCUGUGGCCGUUCUCGGCAGCCAUCUCAGGGGAGGCCCCGUGGGCAGGGGCUGAGCGCUGCUGCAGCAGGUGUCAGCGCGAGUCUCCCUGCGCUCUCAGCUGGAGCACUGCCUGCCCUCUUCCUGCGGGCCUGCGCCUGCGUCUUGGGCUCGCUCUCUGAAAACCCUGCUCAGCCCACCGGGAUGCUCACGCAGGUGUUCUGGUGUGACUUGGAACUAGGUGGCCAUCCCUCUUUGUUUUAGUGGCCGAAGAGCAGUCAGAUGGAAAUGACUGUCCCUGGCUCUCUGGCCCCCUGCCCACCCACUGGUGGAGGUGCUAACUAGCAGGGACCUGGCAUAGGACGGGAGCUGGGGCCAGGUGCAUGGGGUGUGCUCUUUGUCCCUCGGCCCUUCCGAGUCUGGCUGCUCCUGUUCCGAUCCUCCCAUUUCCCUCCUCAUCCUGCAGCGGAGCAGUAGUCCGGGGCGGAGCCUGGCCUCCCUGCCCCGACGGAGCACUCUGAGGGCAAGGCCUUGGGGCUGUGCCCACACUCGGCCCAGCCCCGGAGCAGCACGGGAGAGCAGGGUAGCACGCCUGUUGGUUUCAAAUGCACUUUUCUGCUUGUGAUGCCGUUUCUGCAUUUCCUUCAUCCUGGUCCUGGCUUUAUUGAACGCCAUGUUUUUAGCAUGUUUUUAAAUAAAAACUGAU
Pteronotus mesoamericanus is the source of this 4841-nucleotide messenger RNA. It is a transcript of the gene TSPAN9, whose product is annotated as tetraspanin 9. The transcript has 7 exons. Gene Ontology annotation, cellular component: plasma membrane. The record is from RefSeq and is a predicted model, not a curated record. NCBI's taxonomy places the organism in Eukaryota, Metazoa, Chordata, Mammalia, Chiroptera, Mormoopidae. The coding region runs from base 562 to 1554 and encodes 330 amino acids.